Molecule: messenger RNA, 2112 nt
Organism: Cladocopium goreaui
Lineage: Eukaryota; Dinophyceae; Suessiales; Symbiodiniaceae
Source: the annotation of a GenBank genome assembly
AUGCAGGAAGCCAGCCAUGAUCCCCAGGAGCUCAAGGCAAUCCUGCAAGGUCUCGAUAGCCGGGACGAGGUCUUUUCCGACUGGCUGAGAGAGAAGGGUGCUGCCGUGCCACCUGAAAGCUGGCUCGCCACCUCCCUCCUCUGGCGCGCACAACGCUUGGGACUCACCGAUCCUUUGCAUCGGAGCUUAGUGGCGCCCUAUUUGCCCGGAGGCAGGAAGCAGGGUGCGUACGAAGAGAUGUAUGCCUUGUGGCGUGCCGCCGGCCUCUUUGACGCCAUGCGCGCUCGUGCAGCGCAGUCCGCCACGGCGGACCUCACUACGUCGGACGACUACGACAAGUUUCUGAAUCGAUGGCUUACCAGGCUCAGAUAUCAGGUGCAGCCCUUUCCAGCAGAAGCACGGAGUGCCCUGAACUUUGCCAUUGAAACCUAUGGCUUUCAGAUGGAAGAUCCAGCGAUCUUCCAGCUGCUGGAAAACCACACAGCUGAGGAUGAGAAGUUGAAGGAAGACAUGGAGGAGUUGAAGGCUUCGGUUCCGGCUGCCGAACUGGGCUGCAAAGAAGCAGCUGACCUUACGAAACUGAAAGGACACGAUGCGCUUUUCGUGGGGCAUAGCAACUUCCACGUGCAGAACCCCUACCAGCCCUGGGAGGAUGUGAGUGUGGCCAUCUGCAAGCGCUUCAAAGAGCAGUGCACCAAUCCUUUGUACAACGAUAUCGGCUUUUACCAUGCAGAGGACCUUUUGGAGGAUCUUUUUGACCCCAAGGUGGAUCUGGAACCGUUGUCGGGGCAGUUCGAGCUCAUUGCGGGUGUUCAUCUCAUCUUGAACGAGCCCAUGCUGCAGAGGUUGAGGAAAUUGUUGAAGCCUGGAGGCAUCAUCAUUUGGAACACCUGGUUUCGACAUCAAGGUGAAUACCCGGGGAUUUUGCCGGAUUUGCAGCGUUUGGGCUUCGAAGCAAUGCGAGAUGAAGAACUUCCCCUGAGCUUUGUGAGCGAACCCUUCCAACAAGCAGGUUUCAAGUUUCGCUUCUGCUACACGCGCAAGACCGCCACAGAGACCGUCUCAAGGCGGCCAGUGGUGGAUGCGACGCCCAUCACGGGCGUGCGCAAUUCAGUGGCCUGGAAGCUCCGGGCCGCGGCUGUUUGCGAAGAGGAGCUGGUGGUCUCGGAGCUGGUCCGUCGCCUCUGCGACGAGCACCCGCCGGUGAGGCGUUGUGCCCUGCGGACCCUGCAGGAGGUCGUGCCCCAGAGCUGCGACGUGGUGUUACCACUGCUGUUGUCCAGAACUGGAGCGGCCAACGCGGAGUCACGACUUGACGUGUUGAGUGCAUUGCAACACUUUGACGGAGGCGCCGAUCCACGUGUGGCGAAGGCUCUUGUGGCACGCUUAAAUGAUGCAGAGGCACGUGUGAGAGCUAAAGCGCCCGGCUGCCUUGCAAACUGUGGCGUGAGAAACGAGGAUCAGGUGGUGAUGAAGGUGUUGGAACGCUUGGAAGAUGUGGACUUUCACGUCCGUUUGGCCGCUGCGGAGGCACUGCCUUCCUUGGCAGACCGGCAGAACCACAAGGUGCUGCCAUGCCUCGCUCAGCUGUGUCGCAACCAUCGGCCACCGCCACAGCGAGAGAACCUCAUGGAGGGCGCAUGCCUGGCCAUUGCCAAGUGGUGCUGCAGAGGCGACGUUGAGGGGAUUGAUCUCAUUGGCGGGUGCAUUCACGCAGAGCACAUCCAGGCCAGUAGGGCAGCCUUGAAGGCUUUGCCACUCAUCUCCAUCAGCGGGCAGCAUCAGAGCCUAGAGCUGGCAGCACAAGCGCUGAACCAUCCGGAGCUUGAGAUCCGCGAACUGGCCACAGAGGUUUUGGCCCAGCUCCUGCCUACCGAUCUGUCCACCUCCAGCGGGGAAAGUCAAAUCUUUCAAGGCACUUGGAGCGGUGGCCGUAUCGAGGGAUCGACGAUCUUUUGGGCAAAGGGCGACGCUUCAUCCGAAGUCACCAUCAAGAGCAAGUCGAUGUUCCUCACCCAAAGCGGAGAUGGUAGCACCUGCUGGGCCCGGCUCCUCACCCCGGAUCGGCUUUGCUGGUUCCCGGAGGGUUGCGAGUGGCGGAGAGUCUGCGAG